Messenger RNA from Serpula lacrymans var. lacrymans S7.9, 1247 nucleotides. RefSeq lists its product as uncharacterized. NCBI's taxonomy places the organism in Eukaryota, Fungi, Basidiomycota, Agaricomycetes, Boletales, Serpulaceae. Gene Ontology annotation, molecular function: protein binding. The record is from RefSeq and is a predicted model, not a curated record. The coding region runs from base 96 to 1052 and encodes 318 amino acids. The transcript is spliced from 3 exons.
ACAACUGUUUCGUUCGGUUUUCUUGAUUCCAAUCAAUCAUCUGAAGGUGCUGAUAGAACCUAGGUCCAAUACUUUCGCCCAAAUUUGUCGCAAUUAUGUCUGGCUCACGUACAGCUCAAUACCCUUUCGAUCACACCAAAGCAGAAGUUAUUCUGCGCUCUUCCGACAAUGUCGACUUUUACGUUUUUAAAACAUUCCUCUCUCUCUCAUCCACCGUGUUCAGCGAUAUGUUCGACAUGCCACAACCAGAGGACAAUGAUUUCGAGACGCAUGACGGUCUCCCUGUCAUCCAAGUCAGCGAGGACAGUACGGUGAUGGACAGAUUGUUAAGAUAUUGUUAUCCACAGAUCCUGGUAGGAAACCCAAAGUUAGAGACCAUCGAAGAAGCUACAAACCUCCUGGAGGCAGGGAUCAAGUACGGUAUGGAUGAGAUACAAAAAGCCAUGAAGAAGGCACUCAUCUCAUCUCCUAUAAUCGACAACAAUCCUACCGCCGUAUAUACCAUAGCAUGCCACUAUAAAUGGGACGACGGGGCUUUGGAAGCCGCAAAAUACCGUCUACGACAGCCAAAUUUACCCAUUGAUAGUGCCGAUGUGGAUGGUCUCACAGGUGUAGAGGUAUUGAAGCUCUUGGACCACCAUAUCCGGUGCGCGGAUGCUGCUCUCAAGCUGACAGAACCUACCUACUGGGCUGAGGUCCUUUCACGCAUAAAUUUUUGGUCAUCUGUGAUGCAGAAGAUAUGCGAUUGUCUCCAACAUCAACCCUAUGAGGCAACGUCAAUAAUCAGGGGGAUGAAGCCGUGGUGGGUAGUGUACAUCCAGUCGACCUCCCUGGAAUUAAAGGAGAAACCAAGUGGAGAAACAUUGAGGAGAGGAAGAGAAAAAGCUAUAGACAAAUCGAAUGAAAUCGCUUGUCGUCCAUGUCGGAAAACACUUACGACAUUUAUGGUGGAGUUCAUAAAUUUUUAUGCGGACGAAGUGGACAGGGUGACCUCGAUGAUAAGUCUGAAUGCAAAUGACAAUGAAAAUGAUAGCAAAGUGGUUGGCGUCUGAUUCUAAAGGAAAUUUGCAGCUUUACACGGCUAGUCGUGAAGGAGUCGGUGCCCUUGCUUCCAGAGCUAGAAUAUCUUUCAAUACUUAUCAUUACAUGCGGUUAAACUACGUACUAGCGCCUACUUCAUGAAAAAGGCUGAACGCCUGCACAUUUUACUUUAUUGAAAUAUAUGAAUAUCAGUCAAAUACACAAUU